Molecule: messenger RNA, 1772 nt
Organism: Cicer arietinum (chickpea)
Lineage: Eukaryota; Viridiplantae; Streptophyta; Magnoliopsida; Fabales; Fabaceae
Source: RefSeq, a predicted model, not a curated record
AUGGGACUCAGGCCAGAGAUCAAGAAACAGGUUGGAAUGCAAGAGAUCCGCGACUUUCCUACCCUAGUGAAUAAGAGUAGGAUUUAUGAUGAGGAUAGCCAUGCUGAAAAGGCACAUUACCGAAACACUGGAAUCAUGAAGGACAAGAGGCCUAUGCAUCAUAAUAGAGGAAAACCUUACUAUUUCCCUCCUAGUAGAUCUGGAAGUCGUUUGAAUUAUCAACAACACAGUUUUUCAGCUAGAAAAGGAGCUAGUAGUGGUAACGGAAAAGGAAAUGGGAACAGUUAUAGUUAUGGGAGUGGUAGAGGAAACCCCAAUGGACGAGGAGUUAGUAGCGGAAAUAGUAACAACAUGAGUCAAGUCUCACGCAACAACAAUGGUAAUAAUGGUUACCUAGCUACUCCUAUCCGAUGUAGCAGGUGUGGAAAGCAGGGUCACAUGACAUAUGAAUGUAGAGAUGCUGGAAUUACUUGUUUUAAUUGUCAACAACAAGGCCACAUUAGCACCACAUGCCCUUACCCAAGGAAGACUCCACAGCCUGGAAACCAGAGUUCCCAAGCCAGCAGACCUAAAUCCAAUGGAAGAGUCUUUGCCCUCAGUGGUGCAGGAGCGUCUGAGAAAGACAACUUGAUCCAAGGUACGUGUCUCAUAAGUGAUACUCCUUUAUUUGUACUAUUUGAUUGUGGUGCCACUCAUUCUUUUGUUUCUCUUGAUUGUGUUAGACGUUUAGGACUACAUGUAUCUCGUUUACAGUAUGAGUUGAUUGUGAAUACCCCAACUAGUGAUUCUGUUGAUACCUCUAGUGUUUGUCUUGACGUUUCUAUCCAUGUGUGUGGAAGGGACUUUCGAGUUGACUUAGUGUGUCUACCUUUGCGUCUGGUUGAUGUGAUUCUUGGUAUGGAUUGGCUAUCUGCCAACCGUGUCCGCGUAGAUUUUUUUAGUAAAACCAUUGAAUUCAUGGAGUCAGAAGAGAGGGAUAAGCCUAGCAAUAUAUCCACCAACCAAGUGAAGGCACUCUUGAAAGAAGAUGCCCAGUUAUACAUGAUCCUUCCCUCAUUGGAAUUUGAAGAAAAAGUGGUAAUACGAGAUGUUCCUAUUGUGUGUGAAUUCCCUGAAGUAUUCCCUGAAGAUGUCACUAGUUUACCACCAGAGCGUGAAAUUGAGUUUAGCAUUGACCUUGUACCAGGUACUGGACCCAUAUCCAUGGCACCGUAUAGGAUGUCUCCCUUAGAAUUGUCUGAGCUUAAGAAACAAUUGGAAGAGCUUUUAGAUAAACAAUUUAUAAGGCCUAGUGUUUCACCAUGGGGUGCACCUGUGUUGUUGGUUAAGAAGAAGGAUGGCUCUAUGAGGUUAUGCGUAGAUUACCGUCGACUUAAUAAAGUGACAAUCAAGAAUAAGUACCCGCUACCUAGGAUAGAUGACCUUAUGGAUCAAUUGAGAGGAUCAUGUGUGUUUAGUAAGAUCGAUCUGAGGUCAGGUUACCAUCAGAUCCGCGUGAAACCUUCUGAUACCCCUAAGACCGCCUUUAGGACCCGUUAUGGCCAUUACGAGUAUUUGGUUAUGCCUUUUGGUGUUACUAAUGCACCAGCAGUGUUUAUGGAUUACAUGAAUCGGAUCUUUCAUCCUUACCUCGACUCUUUUGUGGUUGUGUUUAUAGAUGAUAUCUUAGUGUACUCUAAGACUAAGGAAGAACAUGGUGAACAUCUAAGGAUAGUCUUGAAAACCCUUAAGGAGAAACAAUUAUUUGCCAAGUUGUCUAAGUGUGAAUUUUG